AUUAAAUUAGUUGACAUGUGCAAGUACAGCAGUAUAAUAACUUUAUGGCUUGUAGUGAGGCAGACUUACUAUGAGGCGGGGGUGUAACUGUAACUAGUUUUGCCGUAACAUUUGUGAAAAAUAAGUGGCAUGUCGAAAGAAAUAUCCUGAAUUGAUCCUCCGAACAGUCACUCUGGAAAUGCUGAAUGAACAGUGGCCGGCAGUGCUCUGAUCUACCAGAGUUGCUCAUUGCCCUUAUCACUUUCUUCUGAAUUUUUAGACCUUCAGUGAUGUGAAGAGAGUGUCUCCAUAUCAGCAAUCCAUACUCUAUAUAUGACGGCACCGGCAAGACAUGAAAGUUUUUUCUGUGAUACAACAUUCAUCAAACAAGAGCCAGUGGAAGCUGAACCACACACAUCUCCUAAGCAAGAGAUUGAGUACAUAUCUGUUAAAGAGGAGACUCUGGUGGAAGCUCCUAAGCAAGAGAUAGAGUACAUAUCUGUUAAAGAAGAAACCCCGUGUCUGCGGGAUUGGGAGGUUCCAGAUGGGCACGAUAGUGUGCGGGAUCCUUUAAGCGUCGAUAAAAAGGAAAAUUCACCUUCAGAAGAUUUUCCCACAUCUAGCACAUUAAAUAUUGAGAAAACAGAGGAUGAGGAAGAAGAGGAGAAGGCAAUGAGCAAGGACAGUGGGGAGGAAUGUUCAUCUUCAGAAGAAUUUCUUGAACGUAGUGUAUUCCAUGUUGAGAAGACAGAGGAUGAGGAAGGUGAUGAAGCAGCGAGCGAGGGUGACUUUGAGGAGCUCGAACAUGGAGUGGAGUCAACAAGCAGUGACAGUGAACCAGAAAGUACUAUCCCGGUUGCCAUGGAGGAUGACAAGAGUAAAGAUUCCAGUCGUGGUUUAGUGGCUGAAGUUUCACUAGCUGCAGGAAAAGGCAACAGGACUGAAUGGAACACCAAGAAGGAAAUAUAUUGUGCGAAUAAAAGUGGUAUAAUGCAUUUGCUGCACAGAUGUACCAUCUGCAAAAAGUCAUUUGCGCAGUUGGAGGACCUGAAAAAGCACACACAAAUGAACAGAUGUCAACUUCUUCAAUCAUGCUGUGUAUGUCACAAAACAUUCACAACGAGUGGCAGUCUGAAGAGGCAUUACCGCGUUCACACAGGUGAACGCCCGUACAGCUGUGACGUUUGCAACAAGACAUUCAUACAACGUUGUCACUUGAAGCAGCAUUCACAGUUGCACACUGGUGAACGCUCAUACAACUGUCCCAUUUGCAACAAGAUGUUCACUCAAAGCAGUCAACUAAAGCGUCAUUCUCAGCUGCACACUGGCAAACGUCCAUACAUCUGCGGCGUUUGCAACAAGACAUUCAUAGAAAAUAAUCAGCUGAAGCGGCAUUCCCAGUUGCACACUGGUGAGCGCCCGUACAUCUGUGGGAUUUGCCACAAGGCAUUCAUGCGAAGUAAUCAACUGAAGCGGCAUUCGCAGCUACACACUGGCGAACGCCCGUACACCUGUGGCAUUUGCUGCAAGACAUUCAUAGAAAAUUGUGAACUGAAGAGGCAUUCAUGGUUGCACACAGGCGAAAGCCCCUACAUCUGUAGUGUCUGCAACAAGACAUUCACACACAGUACCAAACUGAAGGAGCAUUCGCAGUUGCACACCGGGGAACGUCCAUUCACAUGUGGCAAUUGUAAUAAGACAUUCUCACAAAGUAGUCAACUCAAACGGCACAUGCGGUUGCACACUGGCGAACGUCAAUAUAUCUGUAACGUCUGUAACAAGUCAUUCACACAGAGUUCUCACUUGAAGCGGCAUGCCCAUUUGCACAUUGGUGAAUGUGCGUACACCUGUGGUAUUUGCAACAAAACAUUCUCAGAAAGUAGUCACCUGAAGAAGCAUUCAGAGCUGCACAUUGGCAACUGAGUGAAGUUAUUGUGCCACAAGAAGUUAAAGAGUAGAAACGACUUGAAAGGCAUGUGAAAUCUCACAUCCAGUACAAUUCAUUUAUGUUUUUGUUCUGCUGGUUGAUCCUGGGUAGCGGUUAAGUUUUCAUUUUCAUCUGUGUAAAAUAAAGUCAGAUAGUCGAUAUCAUGUACAUACCAACACUAAGUUUUAAAAUCUUGUAAGUACCGAGUAGACACGCUUUCACUUGUAAAAUAAUAAUUCAUCAAAAUUAAUAAAAUUAUUGUGCCCCAAUCAUAUCAAAUGGAAGACCUACUGUGGUAGUGUUCCAUUGAUUUCGCUGCUGUGCUUAUCUUUGGCAUGCAUGGAAGUGUCACUGAAUUAAUUAGAUGCACAAUCUGUGUAUUUUCCACAUUUAUUAACAAUGUCUAAAUGAGAAAAUGUGUAUCAGCCAAAAUAACUAUGAUAUUUUGGAUUGUAGCAUUGCACGUUCAUUUCUUCAUAAGUAUUUCAGAAACUGGGUAAUGACUGAUGUGUUGAAAUACUGUGUGGUAUUUAGAUUUUUGUUUUCUUAUCAAGGGCUGUGCAUAACGUAAAUCGCAAUGUACAGGAACAUGUAAUCAACAUUUGUGCUUUCUACAAAUAUUUGCAAGAGUAUCCUUUUUGG
Molecule: messenger RNA, 2548 nt
Organism: Schistocerca piceifrons (Central American locust)
Lineage: Eukaryota; Metazoa; Arthropoda; Insecta; Orthoptera; Acrididae
Product: zinc finger protein 239-like
Exons: 10
Coding region: 313-1902 (529 amino acids)
Cellular component (GO): nucleus
Source: RefSeq, a predicted model, not a curated record